GUGUUUGGUAUUCCGUUUUUGUCCUCCUUAGCCCUAUACGGUUCCUUCACUCAAUCUCUCCAUCGUCUCCAUUCGGUUCAUCCCCCUCGACACUCCGGGCGCGCCAGAGCCUCGCCUUCGGUUGUCGUUAUGCCGUUCGGUAGUAGACCUCACUUGCUCAAGCUCUGACAAUAACCGCGGACGAGCUCAACCAUUAACGUCAAUAUUCAAUUUUAAGAAAUGCAAUCGUUUCGGGGGAGUAUCCGACUGCUCAGAAGGCACCGCGUCAACACCUCACAGAUUGGUCAGUUCAACUGUACAAGGGACUUUCUUUCGUACAGUGAUUCUGGAUUGAGCACUUCGAAAGCUAGCUUGUCUGUAUCUGAUGGAAUAUCUGCUGCAAACUGUGUUGGGUUUAUUCCCAACUUUGCCAUUCGCUCUCUAUCGGCAGUGGCAAGGGAAAGUUUUAGGCCAGGAUGGUUCCAAUGGACUGCAGUGGUGCCUAAUUUAUCGAGCAGACACCUCUCAACAAUGGGAAAUCCUGUUGAAUCUGUUUUGCAAGAUUCUUCUGCCUCCAUCUCUGACGUAGCUCCUCGCAUCAAAUUUAAGAGGCUCAGUAAAACGGCCAAGCAUAUAAUGCAGAUUUUAGAUAAAGAAGCUGUUGAGGAAGUGAGGGUGCAGAGGGAGAUCCCUGAUAUAAAGCCUGGUUACAUAAUCCAGCUCAAAGUGGAAGUCCCCGAGAACAAGAGGCGUGUUUCAAUUUUAAAAGGCAUUGUUAUUGCAAGGCGUAAUGCUGGUUUAAACACAACAUUUAGAGUAAGGAGGCUAGUGGCAGGAGUUGGUGUUGAGUCACUCUACCCACUGUACUCACCAAACAUAAAGGAGAUCAAGGUCCUGGAUAAGAAGAGAGUGAGGCGGGCCAAGCUUUACUAUCUCAGGGACAAAAUGAAUGCACUCAAGAAACAUUGACAGCCAUUAGAUCUGGUUGGGGGGGGGGGGGGGGGGGGUGUUGUUGAAGGAUUGCGGUGUCGGUGAAGUGGUGGAAUUGGAUUGCUCUGGUGAGAGAACACUCGCAAACGAUCUUGUACUGUUCUUUCUUUCUUGGAUAUUUUUUUUUUCCUGUGGAACUUUGAUUUAUCAAUUGUUUUUUUGAAUAGCUGGGUGAGUGGCAGGGGCAGAGUUUAUAGUGGGAAGCAUGAUAAGCCACCAGCAAUACUCAGUUUAUCAUAGGGAUCAUGUUAUCCAAAAUGUGCCCAUUGGUUUAUCAUUAUCAUGUAGAAAUUGUUGCGUGGCUGUGGACCAAUCAUUUUGAAUGACACAUGAAUUUUGCUUCAAGAA
Molecule: messenger RNA, 1317 nt
Organism: Malania oleifera
Lineage: Eukaryota; Viridiplantae; Streptophyta; Magnoliopsida; Santalales; Ximeniaceae
Product: large ribosomal subunit protein bL19cz-like
Exons: 7
Coding region: 220-948 (242 amino acids)
Biological process (GO): translation
Cellular component (GO): ribosome
Molecular function (GO): structural constituent of ribosome
Source: RefSeq, a predicted model, not a curated record